GUUGCCGAGCGCGGGCGCUGGGGGCGGAGCUCGGCGGAGACGGGGAAGGGGUCGCCUCCGCUCCGGCUCCUCGAGUUGGCGACACGGUCCGGCGCUGAGAGGGAGACGUCGAGUCCUCAGCCCGAGUGGCGGCGGUCUCCUCCGGGCACGCUCAACUGUGGUCAGAGGCAACAUGAGUGCGGCGGGGCUGUUGGCUCCGGCCCCGGCCCCGGCUGGAGCGCCGCCGGCCCCGGAGUACUACCCUGAGGAGGACGAAGAGCUGGAGAGCGCCGACGCCGACGAGCGCAGCUACACUGAGGAUGCUAGUGAAACUGACCUGGCAAAGCAUGAUGAAGAAGACUAUGUAGAAAUGAAGGAACAGAUGUAUCAGGACAAGCUAGCCUCUCUCAAGAGGCAGUUGCAGCAACUGCAGGAAGGUACACUACAGGAGUAUCAGAAAAGGAUGAAAAAACUAGAUCAGCAGUACAAAGAGAGGAUACGAAAUGCAGAACUCUUCCUCCAGCUGGAAACUGAACAAGUGGAAAGAAAUUACAUUAAAGAAAAGAAGGCAGCAGUGAAAGAAUUUGAAGACAAGAAGGUUGAGUUGAAAGAGAACCUGAUUGCUGAGUUAGAAGAAAAGAAGAAAAUGAUUGAAAAUGAGAAGCUAACAAUGGAACUGACUGGAGAUUCUAUGGAGGUGAAACCCAUCAUGACCAGAAAAUUGCGGAGGCGACCAAACGAUCCUGUCCCUAUCCCAGACAAGAGGAGAAAACCUGCUCCUGCCCAGCUAAACUAUUUGUUAACAGAUGAACAGAUCAUGGAGGAUCUGAGAACGUUAAAUAAGCUUAAGUCACCCAAGAGACCAGCAUCUCCAUCUUCUCCUGAACAUUUGCCUGCCACGCCUGCAGAGUCUCCAGCCCAGAGAUUUGAAGCUCGGAUAGAAGAUGGCAAACUAUACUAUGACAAAAGAUGGUACCACAAGAGUCAAGCCAUCUAUCUGGAGUCCAAGGACAACCAGAAACUGAGCUGUGUGAUCAGCUCUGUCGGAGCCAAUGAGAUCUGGGUGAGGAAGACAAGCGACAGCACCAAGAUGCGGAUUUACCUGGGCCAGUUGCAGCGCGGGCUAUUUGUGAUCCGCCGGCGGUCAGCGGCUUGACUCUGCAGUGUUCUUCCUGUGACCCUUUUUCUGGAGUGAUUUUUAUUUUUGUUUUGUUUUCUUAACAGAACAUUUUUAACUCACUGGGAAUAGCUCCUUGGCCAUGGAAAUGGAGAACACUGGUGUGGAUUCUGCAAUGCACUUUUUGACUGGUCACUUCCAUCUUAUGUCAUUCUUUCCUUCCUCAACUUCCAUACAUCAGUCACCACAGGACUGUUUUAUUUUUAGGAGGACUAGGGUUUGACAUAUUUUCCUUUUUAUCUGUUUAGUUUUUGCCUACACUUAGUCUUUUUCUUUUUUCCUUUUAAACCUCUUUUGAGUUUGGAGAGAGAGCUCCCUCUCUAUCUCUUUUUUCUUUAUUUUUUAAAUUAUCCUUAGGUCUUUUUACUAUGAAGAAGAGUAGGAAAAGAUACACUGUACAGUGCAUUUUCAUGUUUCGAAUCUGAUUAGUGAAUCACGAAGCUGCUUUCCUUGUCAAACCAAAUUCACCGUUUCCCCAGAAGCUUGGGGCAGAGGUCCCAGCAGAAGGAGAUUAAUUCUCCUGGCUCUCAGCCUUCUCAGAGAAAUAAAUGCCUUGUGUAACAUCUGGCGCAUGCCAUCCAUUCCACUGGCCGAAUGGCGGAAAAAUUUGCCUGGGAGACUUUGUGCACUGAAGUAAAUGGGGCUAGGAGGAGGGGACAUUUCAUAUUCAUAAUGUGCUGAAGUUCUUAUCUUUUAAAUGUUAUUUACUGCAGGUGAUUUAUUCAGACACAUUUGUUCUAGUUCAAGCUGGAACAGGAAGUGCUUAUUUCAGAAGUUUUCCUUUGUAAUUCCUUUCUCUCCCCUGUUCCCAAGUAGAGGAAGCAGUACAGGCAACAGGCUGAUUAUUAUCUGGGUUAUCUUUUAUAAGUGGGGAGGUGAUUGAUAGUGCAAUAACUAGUGAUCUAUAGACUUUCACAGAUUUCACUCUCAUUGCCGAAGCCAUUCUGGCCAUUCCAGACCUGUGGGAUUUUGUCGUCAGGCUCUGGGCACAUAUACAGCCUCCCAGGAUAAAAAGGAGGACACUGCUGUGGCUGCUUCUAACCCUAUGCUCUUCCAAAUGAAUCCCAAUGGAGCCAGUGUCCCUACACCCCUGCGCCUUCCCCUCAUUCUCAUGACUGGAGAAAUGGUUCACUGAGUGAUGGGUAAUGGAGUUUUUUUGAACCAUCGCAAAUUGCCAUCUUGAGAUGUUUAAGGAAUUUGGAGUUGGAGCAGCUUUUUAAAUCUCUGAGCAGUCGGUAGACCUUACAUCCUAGGACGUCUUUGUAAGUGGUCCCGUGAUUUCACGUAACUCUUUUGUGGCAUCUCUUGAUGUGUAUACCCUAAAGUGAGGUGGGAGCUUUGAUGGCAAAUCCAAAGGAGAAUCCCCUUCUCUUCCAUUCUGGCUUCCACAGAGACCAAACCAUAACUGACUCAGCAUAAAGACUUGUACAGAUAUAUUUUUCUUUUAAUUUAUAAUCCUUUUUUAUUUUUUUUUCUGGUAUUUGAGUCUUAUUUAGAAAACAGGAUAAAUGAUGCUGUUUAUUAAAAGUUGCCUGUGCAUUCUGUUUUUACUUUUUGCCUUCCACCUCCCCUGUAAUGAUGUUACUCUCAUGAAUCAAAUCCAUGGUAAACAGACUUCACCUUUUGUUUGUUCUGAUGGCCGUUUCUGUGAGGGAGGGCCUCGCAGGCUGGAACCACACUGUGGUACGUGUGACAUCGUGUAUCAGGUAAUGCCCUGUGAUGGACAUUGAUUUAGAUACAUACAUGUAGUAUUUUUUUGUCCUUGAAGGUUUUGUUUUUUUUGUUUUGUUUUUUAAAGGAUCCUUUUCCUUUUCCUCCUAACAGCUCGCCAAGGUUUGUUUUUAUAGGAAAGGGGUGCGUCUAACCCCUGGGGGCUCCACACCACAGCAGCAGCACAUUGCCUUUUUUCCUUGCCUUAUCUGUUGGCACCUUUGUGCUUUUGUGAAGUAAUUAUUUAUUUGAAGACCAGGGUGUGCUGCUUUUGCCUUCUCUCUUCUGUAACUUUUGAGGGUAUUUGAGGCUGUCUUUGGACAUGGUCUCAACUCUAUUGCUGCCCUCUCCUCAGUGUCCUCAGAAUCCAUAAUCAUGAGCUAGUGAGUACAGGAGAACAUGCAAAGUAGACUCAGGACACUGCAGAAUAAAUUAUAUUCUUUGUUCCAGGAGAUUUAAUUUUUUUGCUUGGUCACCCCAGAGGUGUAAAAAAAAAAAAAAAUCAGCAGUUGAGCCACUCUGACAGGCCUCUGUGGUGACCAAGGUAGAGGCAGCCUUCUUGGUAGUCAGUGGAGGUGCUUCUGUUUUAGACAGGGCUGUGGGUUGGGGAGGGGCAGACUUUGAGAUUCCUAGAAUGAGAGUAGGACAGCUUUUAGCCUAGGUGGCCAUUUGGAUUCCAACAGGUCUUUGACUCUCACUAGAUCCCAGGGUACCAGCUGAGUUCUCAAAUAUAGAUGAUUUCUUCCAAGUGAUCCUUUGAAAAGGUAGGUCCAGACAGUUUUGAUCAAGGACCUGCUUACGUAUUAUGUUAGAGGCAUCUGCCUCAAGGGAUUUGUAUACAGUGUUGGCUGUGGGCAUGUCCCAAUAUUUAUUUUACCUCUGCUUGGGGUUUUUUUUAGUGUGUGCCCUUUUCCCAUUCACCCCUUUCUCCCCAAGCCAAUAUCCUCUUAAAUAACUUCCAAAUAGAUUUUUGUAGUCAUACCAAAGCCAGGAUGUUUUCAUUCAUUUGGAUACCAGACAUUUAGGAUGUCUAACUACCUAACUUCAGCUUUUCUUUUUAAACUUCUAACUGAGGCUCGAUCCCAGAGUUUGAUUUGCAAGUCAGGCUGCAUUUGUACAGGACUGGGUGACUUUUCUAAGAGAAAUAUGGGGGGCCUGAGGGAGGUGAGGCAGGGUCAACUGCAUUUUUUUUUUUUUUUCGUUUGUUUGUUUUAAUCGAAGGGUUGGGGAAUCUUAUUUUUUAAAGUAUGUUUUGUUUUUAAUAUUUCUUUUUCAGCUUGAAUUUUUACUAAAUAAUUUCCUUCUGAUCUAAAGAUUUUGUUGCUCAUCUGGGACUUCACAGUCUUGGUACUUACUAUUAUGCCAGUUUUUCCAAAGAGCUCAAACAUUUGAGUACCAGGACAUAGUAAAUUUGCAGCCAUUUCAAGCAGCUGGUGGGCUUUUUUCUACAACAUCGUUCAUUGGUACCAUUAAAGAUCCUGAGAGGUGAAUGUAAAAUGUAAAAAGUACAGUUUUUUGUUUUGUUUUUUAAUAAACUUUCAAAGAGAAA
Tupaia belangeri chinensis (Chinese tree shrew) is the source of this 4415-nucleotide messenger RNA. It is a transcript of the gene SUDS3, whose product is annotated as SIN3A corepressor complex component SDS3. NCBI's taxonomy places the organism in Eukaryota, Metazoa, Chordata, Mammalia, Scandentia, Tupaiidae. The record is from RefSeq and is a predicted model, not a curated record.